Messenger RNA from Botrytis sinoallii, 377 nucleotides. RefSeq lists its product as uncharacterized. Bases 1 to 270 code for a protein of 89 amino acids. Gene Ontology annotation, molecular function: O-methyltransferase activity. The transcript is spliced from 2 exons. Lineage: Eukaryota; Fungi; Ascomycota; Leotiomycetes; Helotiales; Sclerotiniaceae. The record is from RefSeq and is a predicted model, not a curated record.
AUGGCGCAUGAUUUCUUUCAAGAGCAAUCUGUAAAGGGAGCAGACGUAUAUCUUAUUUGUAAUGUGUUACAUGACUGGUCUGAUAAAUACGCGGCUAGGAUUUUGAAAAAUUUGAUUCCGGCGUUGAAGAGAGGAGCGAGGGUAUUGGUUUGUGAUAGGGUGCUUCCGGCUCCGUGUACAUUGACGCCAUAUCAGAUGAGGAGACAGAGAGCAGAUGAUUCAUAUAUGAAGGGGAUCCAGAAUGCUAGAGUUCGCGAUCCGAAUGAUUAGGAACAACUUUUUGUGUCGGUGGAUGAGAGGUUUAAGUCGUUUCAAAUGGGAACGGUUGAUGGGUCGGAGUUGUCUACGAUUUGUGUUACUUGGGAGGAUGAGGAUAU